Messenger RNA from Funneliformis caledonium, 582 nucleotides. The record is from the annotation of a GenBank genome assembly. NCBI's taxonomy places the organism in Eukaryota, Fungi, Glomeromycota, Glomeromycetes, Glomerales, Glomeraceae.
AUGAAUUAUAUCCUAGAAAUACCUGAACUACUUGAAGCUAUCUUUGCCUUUCUCAGUCGGAAAGAUCUUUAUAGGAGUUGUGCCAGAGUAAAUCAUCAAUGGAAUGCUGUAUCUAAGCUUAUUAUUCGGAAAAAGAGAAAAGCUGAGUUUAUUAGUAUUCCUGGCAUUCGUGAUAAUAUUAUUUUUCACCUAUAUGAUGAUCACCUCAGUUUAACCGAAAUUGUUAACUAUUGCAAGGUUAGUGAUAUAUGGAGUAAUAUUCUUAAUCAGUUAAGUGCAAGGACUAUUUCUCUUUCUAUGUUAUAUCACCAUAAAGCUUUCUUAAAUGCUUUUCGCUAUAGUAGAAGGCGAUUUCUUUAUAAUAAAAAACGAUUUAUAUGUUAUUUUACAAGACGUAAUACGCAAUAUUAUUUAAAACAAGACCAUGAACUAAACAGGUACUAUCAGGAUAUCUAUUCACUUUAUGAACUAAGGGAUGAAUUUCUUAGACUGGCCAGAGUUUGCCAGUCCUAUGACUAUAAGCCAAAUACUGAAGACGAAUUUCGUAGGAUAUCCAGAGUUUUUCAGUCUAAUAGACAUUAA